Messenger RNA from Hyposmocoma kahamanoa, 1028 nucleotides. RefSeq names its product larval cuticle protein A1A-like (gene CPR130). The coding region runs from base 79 to 588 and encodes 169 amino acids. The transcript has 4 exons. The record is from RefSeq and is a predicted model, not a curated record. NCBI's taxonomy places the organism in Eukaryota, Metazoa, Arthropoda, Insecta, Lepidoptera, Cosmopterigidae. Gene Ontology annotation, cellular component: extracellular matrix.
GCUGACCCCGUGAUCAGUACGCCAGUUCCGACGGGAUCCUUAUAAAGUAGCCACUACCAUUUUUAUUAUUCUUUAAAAAUGGCUUUUGUAUACAAGACCAUACAUUUACUGACUGUUGUGUCCCUGGCACUAGCAGCAAAACACGGUGGCUACUCAUAUAACCGCUUUAGUGGGCCGGUCAGUGGUCAAAUUGUUGAAGUCCAAGUGCCAGCAGCGCUAGAAAUAGCAGCACAGCAGCAUGCCAGCUAUGGUUAUGACCAUCAUAGAGGAGAGAUCGACCCUGAAACUCAGAAGUACGCGCACUUGAAGACUGUUGAUUAUGUGGCCAAACCCGACUAUCAUUACGCUUACGGUGUAGAGGAUCCUCUGACAGGUAAUCUGCAGAACCAUAAGGAGCAUCGUGACGGAGAUGUUGUCAGUGGAGAGUACUCGCUGGUUGAGCCUGAUGGUUCCGUUCGUGUUGUUAGGUAUACUGCUGACCCCAAAAACGGUUUCCAGGCCACGGUCCAUAAACAGACUGGCGGCGGACAAGCCCAAAGGCCAGUGCAUUACGGUAACAAAGACGACGAAAGUGACAGGGAGUAUUAGUGUAGUGCUAACGUAAUGGUAAACCUGAUCUUACGUGUGUAUGUAAUAUGUGAUUUCUCUGUAAAAAGUAGAUUUAUUAUCAACAUUCUUUCAAGUUUUGUGCUACCACAUCAUAGUUGAUGGCAACUCCUUUGUGAAUUCCUAACUGUUUGUAUUUUAUUUUGAUUUUGUUUUGUAUCUUGUUUAAUUUCCUUCUUUUGUAUUGUUGUUUUAUAUUAUUUUAUUAUUGUUUUUUUAAUUGUGUAUUAGCUUCCUCGAUAUUAUUUACUUCCAUUACUUAUUAAGUACUCUGUUUCGUUUCCUAAAAAGGUAAUUUCACAAAAUUUUAAUUUUCACAUUUCUUGGCAAUUGAUUACUAAUAUGUUGAUUGUAUUUCGUCUUUUUUCUUUGUGAUCUCAUGUCUUUUUUGCAUUAAAACCUGACAAUUAAGUCCUUUUAGA